GUUUUGAGUUUUACUUUUGUUUUUUUUUGCUAUUCUAUGCUCUAAAAGUAUAUUUCUAAAAAUAUAAAUCUAUAUACUUGAUUUAGGAGGUAAUUCUGUUAAUUAUGUAAAAAAGGAUAAUUUUAUCUAUACUGGUUUAGGAAAAUAGAUAUGAACAUAUCUAUAUAUACCCUUGUAGUCCGAAGAACAAACAUAUAAAAACACAAGAUUAAAAUUUGUUCUUGAGUAGCAGGAGAGAAAUCAUGAAAACUUUGGUGAUUUGCUUAUUGAUGAUUAGUAGUGUUGUGAUAAUAGGAAAUGUAGCAGAGGUUUCUGCUGGUAAAGGUAAGUAUUUAGAUCCAGGGGUGCUUGACCGUUGCUUGGGCUCUAACCCGCCACCCAAAUGUCAUAUUCCCGAUCCCAAGGAUAAAACUCGUCCACCUUCUCACGACUAUCGUCGUGGUUGCCUCGAAAGUCAACACUGCCGUCCGACUAAAACCUCAGAUGGUGUUUAACCCAGAAACCCCUUACACAUGAUUUUUGAUACUAUAUUUACAUAUAGACAAAGAUUAUGCAUUGUGUAAUAUAUUAUUAUUAUUAUUAUUAUCAUAUGUACAGUUUUGCUUCAAUUUUCGGACUAUUUUUUCAAGUAUUUUUUGGCAUGCAAUUUCCAACAUAAGUUUGAAAUAAUGUAUUGUGAUAAAUGUAUCGAUCAAUUACCUUCAAAUAAUAUAAUAUAAAUUUAUUA
Brassica rapa (field mustard) is the source of this 727-nucleotide messenger RNA. Its product is annotated as protein RALF-like 10. NCBI's taxonomy places the organism in Eukaryota, Viridiplantae, Streptophyta, Magnoliopsida, Brassicales, Brassicaceae. The record is from RefSeq and is a predicted model, not a curated record.